CAUUGGUGCAUACGAAAAUGAAAAGCAGCCAAUCGCAGCGUGUGAUUUUCGCGCCCGGAAGACGCUAUAAAGAAGGCUUUGCGGCCUCCCGAGCGUAGCGGCGGGCGACUGGGUGGAGCGACUCGUAACUAUGUCUGGACGCGGCAAGCAGGGCGGCAAGGCUCGCGCCAAGGCCAAGACGCGCUCGUCCCGCGCCGGGCUGCAGUUCCCCGUGGGCCGCGUGCACCGCCUGCUGCGCAAGGGCAACUACGCCGAGCGCGUGGGCGCCGGCGCCCCGGUCUACCUGGCGGCCGUGCUCGAGUACCUCACGGCCGAGAUCCUGGAGCUGGCGGGCAACGCGGCGCGCGACAACAAGAAGACGCGCAUCAUCCCGCGACACCUGCAGCUGGCCAUCCGCAACGACGAGGAGCUCAACAAGCUGCUGGGCAAGGUCACCAUCGCGCAGGGCGGCGUGCUGCCCAACAUCCAGGCCGUGCUGCUGCCCAAGAAGACCGAGAGCCACCACAAGGCCAAGUAAAA
Octodon degus (degu) is the source of this 519-nucleotide messenger RNA. RefSeq names its product histone H2A type 1-H. The coding region runs from base 131 to 517 and encodes 128 amino acids. Gene Ontology annotation, cellular component: nucleosome. The record is from RefSeq and is a predicted model, not a curated record. Gene Ontology annotation, molecular function: protein heterodimerization activity; structural constituent of chromatin; DNA binding. The transcript has a single exon. NCBI's taxonomy places the organism in Eukaryota, Metazoa, Chordata, Mammalia, Rodentia, Octodontidae.